Molecule: messenger RNA, 1248 nt
Organism: Porites lobata
Lineage: Eukaryota; Metazoa; Cnidaria; Anthozoa; Scleractinia; Poritidae
Source: the annotation of a GenBank genome assembly
AUGCCCGGCGCGGUAUACUUUAAAAGGCUGAAACUACCGCACGACUUUUGUGAAGCCUUUCCUUGCCAAAAUAAUGGGACGUGUAAGAUUCUUGACCGCGCGCCUGGGUUUGAAUGUUCUUGUCCCACUGAAUACAGCGGAGAAAAAUGCGACAGUGAGUAAAUGAAAUGCAAACAUGCAGCAUUUUUAAAUUAACCAUUAGUAAUGCUCCCACGAGUAGUAAAAGGGAUUACACUAUAAGGACACGUUUGCCUCGUUCUCAGUUUUCUGAGUCGUAGAAGCAUGGGUGAGAGUAACAGUGGUUCUGCGUUGACUCUUUAAAAGUCACGAUAACUUGAAGCUUAGCCAAAGGCGCUUCUUCCUUUUGAAUGAAAAUGUAAAAAAUUCCCGCUAACCUUUCCAGGGUGACCAAACGCAGCCCUCCUUUUUCGAAUUGACCAUCAGUAAUGAUAACUAAAAUGAAAAUGGCGGUGAUAUUGAAAACGACUAAAACAAUGAUAAAUGUAAUAUCGAUAAUGAUGAUGAUGGUGAUGGUGGUGGUGAUAACGACGAUGAUGACAUUCUAUACUUACACAAAUUAACUGAGACCCUUAUUUGUAGUCCCAUUCUUAAAAAUGAAAGCAGAUAAAAGAUAUUAAAGCCCCUGUUUUAAUCCCCUUAAUCCACUUUGAUUGUCUCUUCUUCUGUCUUUGAUCUGGGGAGAUUAUAGACCCUUCAGUCCUCUGAAGCAGAAAUUAGCUGAAGCUUAUGAUCAGUGUGAUAUAACGGUCCAGAGUGUUCAUAAAGUAGUACUUCCUGUAAAACAACUAUUCUGUGUUCUAGCUAAAUUGUAGAUUAUCGACUAGCCUGCGCGCAGACGUCUCUUAUUUCCUUUGGGAGACGUCUGCACACAGGCUACUAAUCGACGAAAUGACUUUUUUGCAGCAAAUGUGGAGCAUACAGGAACGUGCUCUUAAAGCAAUCGUAAUUCUCGUCAUUAUCUUUUUAGUUUGCAAUCCUUCCUCUCUGGGUCUGAGUAACCAUGAGCUUUCUGAUCUAAACUUCAACGCUUCAUCAAGCUUCAGUCCUUUCGCGCCUCGUGAUGCGAGGCUGUACGCGAACACAUCCUGGGCUAACGAAGGGUACUCUUACUCUAGUGAAGAAUUCCUCCAGAUUAGUUUCCACCCCUACUCAAAGCUUAUUACAGGCGUGGCUACUCAGGGAAACCCUCAUCACGAUUGGUGGAUUUAUCGUUACUAUCUCCAGUAA